AUGGCGGAAGGCAAUGACAAGAGCUCCAACCCUAUGCGUGAGCUGCGCAUUGACAAGCUGGUCUUGAACAUCUCGGUCGGCGAGUCUGGUGAUAGACUGACCCGUGCUGCGAAAGUGUUGGAACAAUUGAGUGGUCAAACUCCUGUCUACAGCAAAGCCCGCUACACCGUCCGCUCCUUCGGUAUCCGACGUAACGAGAAGAUUGCCGUACACGUCACCGUCCGUGGUCCCAAAGCUGAAGAGAUUCUCGAGCGCGGUCUGAAGGUCAAGGAGUACGAGUUGCGAAAGAAGAACUUCAGCGAGACUGGCAACUUCGGUUUCGGCAUCUCAGAGCACAUCGAUUUGGGCAUCAAGUAUGAUCCUGCGAUCGGUAUCUAUGGAAUGGAUUUCUACUGCUGCAUGACUCGGCCAGGUGCACGCGUUGCGAGACGGAGACGGACAAAGUCUGCUGUCGGUCGGUCACACAAGGUCGGCAAGGAUGACAGUGUCAAAUGGUUCAAGAAUCGAUUCGAGGGUAUCGUCCGCUAA
Molecule: messenger RNA, 528 nt
Organism: Cyphellophora attinorum
Lineage: Eukaryota; Fungi; Ascomycota; Eurotiomycetes; Chaetothyriales; Cyphellophoraceae
Product: 60S ribosomal protein L11
Exons: 3
Coding region: 1-528 (175 amino acids)
Biological process (GO): translation
Cellular component (GO): ribosome; cytosolic large ribosomal subunit
Molecular function (GO): RNA binding; structural constituent of ribosome
Source: RefSeq, a predicted model, not a curated record